AUGGCGUCAAGCUUAGCUGUGAGGAGAAGGUUUUCCAAGGAUUUGGAAGCAAACUGCCUUCAGAUCAAUUCAGAGCAGUUAACGAAAGUGCAAUUAGCAAAAGGAGCAGGCAGGAAUAAUCUUCUAGUAAUAGGUAGAUUUAGCAACGAAGUUGAAGCAGCAAGAGCUCAUGAUUUACUCUCCCUGAAGUACUGGGGAGAUGAAGCAAAAACAAAUUUCCCAAUAAGUAUGUAUGGGAAAGAAGUGAAAGCCAUAGCACACAUGACAGAACAAGAAGUACUAGCUUACAUUAGAAGGUCCAGUAGCAGAUUUGCAAGGGGCAGCUCCUUUUACCGUGGAGUUACAAAGCAAAGCAAAUAUGGACGAUGGUUAGCGGUCAAGGGCAAAAAGAAAGGACGAUUGAUCUUAGGAACUUUUGAUACCCAAGAGGAAGCAGCAAUGGCAUUUGACAUUGCAUCAAUAAAGCUGAAAGGUUUUGACGCCAUGACAAACUUCGACUUAAAACUGUAUGAUGUCAAGGGAAUUCUGGCAGGCAAUAAUGUGCAGGUUGAUUUAAAAAUAGCAAAGCUACUUAAGGAGGCAACCGCACUUGGGCCUUCAAAUAAUAAGGGAGGAAGCAGCUCGGAUGAACUCAGUGGAGGAGACAAGAAAGAGAGUCUUUUAAUAGAAGAAGAUGAGAUUGGCUCUCAAAUGGUCUCAGACUUGAGAGCUAUACAUGAUAACAGUCCCUUCAAGGAAAUGCUCCCCUUGAAGGCCUCAACGGCCUUGAAUGAACCCUCAACCUCAAACUUUCAUCUUGCAACUAAUGUUUUUCAAUGCAAACCUGCAAAUGCUGAUGAGUCCUGCAUCAUGCAGAAUGGGACAGUUGCAAGGCUGAGCUAUAGUUUACAGUUCCCCGAUACCGACUCCAUUGGAGAACAGAAGGCAAGGGCACAAGGCACCGGAUUUCGACAUUCAACCUCAAGUUGCUUUAAGCCCUACUCCAAAAGACAAAACUAG
Ilex paraguariensis (yerba mate) is the source of this 999-nucleotide messenger RNA. The record is from the annotation of a GenBank genome assembly. Lineage: Eukaryota; Viridiplantae; Streptophyta; Magnoliopsida; Aquifoliales; Aquifoliaceae.